This is a messenger RNA of Schistosoma bovis, 1017 nucleotides long. The record is from the annotation of a GenBank genome assembly. NCBI's taxonomy places the organism in Eukaryota, Metazoa, Platyhelminthes, Trematoda, Strigeidida, Schistosomatidae.
AUGAGAGCUAGCGCUAAUGCCUAUACUACCGCACCGUCUAAUCCACCAUCCAUUCAUCAUGAACCAAACUCCAGUGUCUUCAGAAACUCUAUAGAACAUUCACAAAGCCGUACUUCUAGUAACAGCAUAGUUAACACUAUUUCAUCAUUAUCAAAAGAUAGACCUAGUAAUGAGGCAGGACCUAUGGAAUCAUAUGAUGGUCUUAACCUGCAGAACCGUUUGGAAAAUUUUAAACAUUGGAGUGUAACAACAUUCAAAUGUACAAAACAAAUGAUUGAAGAAAAACUUGGAACCGCAAGUGUAACUUGUGAUCAAGAAUUAGAGGAUCGAAUUUCAAUGUUUAGAAAUAUGCAUCAACAGUAUAAAAUAUUGCAUAACCUCGCUGAAAAGUUAGCUAAUAGUUUUCGUGAAACUAUUCAUCAUCAACGUGCAUUUACGAGUCAUAUGACUACUUUAAUUGUACAGCAGCCUGAUUUAAGCAGUGAAUUCACCUAUAAUACAGAAACUCAACGUAUUGUUAUAUCAAAUGGAGAAAAAUUAUUGGCAUCAUUAAACCAUUUUGUUAAUUCUUUGAACACACUGGUUAGUCAUACAUUUGAAGAUACAUGGACCACUGUUUCUAGUAUGCAGUCGGCUCGUAUACAAUAUGAUGCUUAUCGUAACGAAAUGAACCAAACAAAAAGUAAAAAACCUAAUGUUAAUAAUAAUUCUGAUACUGUCACACCUACUACGAUUACAAUGUCAGGGAACUCAUUUGCCACUGACUUGAUUCACGAUAACCAUAAUUUACAAUCACGAUUAGAUGCAGCUUGUGAACGGUAUUCCCAAUUGAGAAAAGCUGUUCUAUGUAAAUUGGAAUUCUUACAAGAAAACAGGUUGCGUGUUAUGCAACACCAACUAGUGCUCUUACAGAAUGCAACAUCAGCAUUCUUCUCUGGAAAUAAUCAACAACUGGAUCAAAUUUUAAACCAGUAUAAAAUCAAAUUGUCAAAUACACAAAAUGGGAUUAGCCAUUAA